This is a messenger RNA of Ylistrum balloti, 2982 nucleotides long. Its product is annotated as tubulin-specific chaperone E-like. The transcript has 14 exons. The coding region runs from base 202 to 1809 and encodes 535 amino acids. The record is from RefSeq and is a predicted model, not a curated record. Gene Ontology annotation, molecular function: protein binding. Lineage: Eukaryota; Metazoa; Mollusca; Bivalvia; Pectinida; Pectinidae.
GCGGUGUUCAUGCUCACCGGUACAUUUGUCAGGAUAUUUUUGAAUAGGUCCUAGCUUAGCAAGCUUUUUGUCGCGACGACAUAAGAAACUGGAGGUGUGGCAGGUCAUCUGGGGAUCGAGUGACAGACAUCGCUAGGGAGUUAUGGAAAUUUAACAUUAAUAUACCGGUGCAUUCUCUUAGAUUGACUUGGAUAAAGAAGGAUGGAUGUGAAUCGUAACGAUGGUAGUCUGCUACAGCUAGGAGACAGGAUUAUCUUUGAUGACCACUAUGGAACUGUCCGCUACAUUGGGGAAAUCGCAAGUACAAAAGAUUCCUGGAUUGGGGUUGAAUGGGAUGAUUCCUCCAGAGGAAAGCACAAUGGAACGCAUGAAGGCAAACAAUACUUCAGCACUAAUCACCCAACUGGAGGAUCUUUUGUCCGUCCAAAAAAGGUAAAGAUGGGAGUGAGUUUUUACACCGCCUUCCAGGAUCGCUAUGGAGAAGAGCAGGGAGAGGAAGCAGGAGUAAUUACUUCUGAACUCUUUGUUCUUGACAACAACAAGAAAAAGACAGUAGUGGAAAUGGUUGGUGCGAAGUCUGUAAAUAAGAAACAGAGCCAACUGAACAGCCUUGUAGAAGUUGUAGUGCGUGACAUGUCUGUUUAUGGUGUCGGCCCACAUUCAUCUGAGUUAAGGACACAUGGCUGUAGUAUAGCAGAGCUGGAUAUGGCCCACAGUCUUUUGCCAUCUUGGUCUAAAGUGGCAGCCAUCACCGAGUGUCUACCAGGACUGACAAGCCUCAAUGUCAGUGAAAACAAUCUGGUGUUACCAUCUAAUCCAACAGAAUUGGAAUCAGCAUUCCCAGGCUUGAAGGUCCUGUUUCUUAAUAGGAUUACCUACAGCUGGCAACAGAUACUGGAAUGUAGUCUUAUGUUUCCUCUUCUAGAGCAAUUACAUGUUUGUUUUAAUGGCAUCACAAAUUUAUCCAAACCUGAAGGUCACCUACAGAAUCUUACCCUCAUCAACCUGGAAUCUAACAGUGUACAAACAUGGUCACAAGUACUUCAUCUCAGCCAUUUACCCAAGCUAGAAAGCCUGAUCGUGAGCGACAAUCAAAUUGACACCAUUACGUUCCCUGAUGUAGGCUGUGGUGAAACAACACAACACUUCCAAGCCUUGAAGUAUCUCUGUAUAAACCACAACAAUAUAGCAGAGUGGUCUAGUAUCAAUGAGCUCAAUAAAAUGAAAUGUUUAAAAGAACUGAAGAUGAUAAAAAAUCCACUGUUAGACACAGCUGUACCAGAGACAGUGCGUCAACUCAUCGUGGCAAAGAUAUCAGGUCUGGAGCACUGUAACAGGACAAAGGUCACUAAGGAGGAGAGACGUGGGGCAGAGAUUGACUACCUCAAGAGAUUUGGUCAAGUGUGGAUUAAGUGUGGGGGUUCACAGGAUGAAAAUAAAAAUCAACCAAGCUCUGACUUCAUUAAUGAACACCCUCGCUACCAAGAACUUGUCAAAGUGUAUGGACCGCCUGAAAAUUCCGAGAUGCAACAGAAAGAAAAAUCCCUUAAAGACAGCCUGAUCACUGUUACAAUAACCAGUCCUUAUGAUCCUGCCUCGGGUUCCAAACAGAAGAAAAUCCCUGGGACAAUGACAGUACAGAAACUCAAGUCUUUGAUCCAGAAGCUUUUCAAAUGGUAUGAUAGAGAGUUACAACUCUCCUACGAAACAAAAAAGAUGAAACAUGUUGAAGUAGAAUUUGACAAUGAUCUUCGAUCAAUAGGCUUUUAUUCUAUUGAGCCUGGAGACACAAUACUUGUGCGAUGGUAAUCUGACACUUUACAAAUGUGAUACUUAAAAUAAUUGAACACAUCGUACAAUGUUAUAUUGAGGAUAUCAUCCAAGUGUUAUUACUGCAGACAUCAUAAAGUGUGAUUACCAGGACAUUAUACCAGUGUGAUUACCGAGACAUUUUACCAGUGUGUAGGUAAUUGCUAGAGAAACAAUGCAAGUGUGAUGUCAAGAUCUGAAGACAUAUGUACAUCUUCAAAAUCUAAUUAUUCUGUUCCCAAUAUACUUGUCUGGCCAACACACAUGGAACAUGUUAUAAUAUAAUCGAAGGCUUACAGCUGCUUGUCAUUGGAUUUAAUCUAGAUGCUUUGGAAUUAAUGUAGAUAUCUGUACUUUAGAUUUAACUGAGAUAUCUGUACUCAGAUAUAACUGAGAUAUCUGUACUUUAGAUAUAACUUAGAUAUCUGUUCUUUAGAUAUAACUGAGAUAUCUGUACUUUAGAUUUAACUGAGAUAUCUGUACUUUAGAUUUAACUGAGAUAUCUGUACUUUAGAUAUAACUGAGAUAUCUGUACUUUAGAUUUAACUGAGAUAUCUGUACUUUGUAUCUAACUGAGAUAUCUGUACUUUGAAGUAUAGGAGCUGCAUCAACAUCAAGACCAGUUAAUUUUACAAUUGUAUUACUAUGUCAGUUCUCUUGGUAUCAGAGAGAUCACAGAUAUGUACAGAGAGUGGAUUGUGAGACCGGUUCAAUAUUGUUAACAGAACCUUCUGAUUUUGAAGAUGUGACAGGGUGUGUGAUAAUCACACAUCAGAACAAGUGAACUACAUGAAAGUUUGUUUGCUAUAGAAGUAUGAAGGUUGUUGGUAUGAAUCAGAUUAAUUGUGUUUCAUCUUAAUAAUUAAAAGGAAAGUUUGACUAUUAAUGUUGUUCUUCAUAUCAUUCUGGAAAUGUUUUAACACAUGCAUGUAUAUAUAUGGAGUAAUGAAAUAAGUGAUUGAUAAACCUUUAUUUGCUUUGUUAUAUAUGUACUUCCUGCAUAUUUUCCCUUCCUUAGUUGACUAACAUAUAUUCUAUUAUACAAUGUAUUUCAGUUGGGUGUACUCUCUUGAAUUUUAUUAAUUCUAGAUUUCAGUAAUUAAUAAAACAAAGAAACUCCUGACAUUUAAACUUUUUCUCUCCGUGUGUAUUUUUGAACACCAGUUGUUUAUA